ACUCCAGCCUUAAAGCCUGUAAUUUCCAUAUGGAACAGUUCCGCACCAGGUGAAAGACCUGACAUUUAAAACCCUUAGCCUCCUUGAGGCUUGUUUUGCUAACUCAACCACCACAGUUUUAGUUUUCAGCCAAAACGGUAUUACCGCUUUGCAACGCGCGGCCAGACUGGAAUAUUUUGGUGUUAUAUAUACCCCCAGAUGCUCCGUUUCUGAUUCCAGGGCCUCUAUCACUACACCCCUAUAGCCACAUCAGAUAACGUUCACCUCAAGCUGGCCUUGUAUUACUUAAGCUGCUAUAAUGUCGGAAAUCAACGGGAAGUCGAGCUACGGUAACAACCACACAUCGAACGCCUUGCUUGAACAGCUAGUGUAUAUUGACAAUUUCAUCUCGAACGACCAUUCUGGAACCCCCUCCACCUUUGACUUUGAGUUUGACGACCAUCGGUUGUCGCUUGAACUUGCCACCUUUGCUGACGACUCGUUUAUUUUCCCGGAUGAGGACAAGCCAAAGCCCAAUAACGACGACGAGGGCGGCCUGGGAGGCCCUAGAAGCAACCCCCAUGUGAUUGCACCUGAUUCCAGGCCGUAUACCCCACUGGUCAGCAACGUUCCUCCCCCAACACCUAACGCUCAACCAGCCCUGGAUUUGUUGCCAAAGUAUCAGCCCCAAAACCUGGCGCAACAAAACCCGACGCAGCAAAAACAGCAACAAGCGGCAGUGUCGAGCAUCUUAAAUGUGUUACCAAAGGUACCGGUUCCGCCAGGUGCCAAGUCUUCGUUGGCUGCUGCUGGGUUGAGCAGCAACCAGAUCGAUGCGUUGGCUGCAUUGAUUGCCCAACACCAAGGAUUAGACAAAAAACCCGCUUACCCAGCCCGCAACCCUUCCGUAACGCACAUUGAGCCUUCUGCAGAAGCGCGCAGUUUUACUCCUCGCAACAACAGCGUUUCGGCCCAACGAAGCUCCGUUACCGAGGCCCAAUUCUCCUCCGAAGGCUCCCCCGCAUAUACUGGCGACCCUGUUAAUGCGGCCGAGGGAGACAAAAGGCGCCGGAACACGCAAGCGAGCGCACGCUUCAGAAUUAAAAAGAAGAUGAAGGAGCAGCAGUUGGAGGCUACGGUGACAAGCUUGAAUGAAAUGAGCACCAAGUUGCAGUUGAAGAUCCAGCAGUUGGAGAUGGAGAACAAGUUGUUACGUAAUUUGAUUGUCGACAAGAACCACCAGCGGAACUUGGAGGAGUUGGCGGACUUGAAAGAGAAAGCCAAGCAGGAU
Molecule: messenger RNA, 1270 nt
Organism: Babjeviella inositovora NRRL Y-12698
Lineage: Eukaryota; Fungi; Ascomycota; Pichiomycetes; Serinales
Gene: MET4
Product: Met4p
Exons: 3
Biological process (GO): regulation of transcription by RNA polymerase II
Cellular component (GO): Cbf1-Met4-Met28 complex; nucleus
Molecular function (GO): DNA-binding transcription activator activity, RNA polymerase II-specific; RNA polymerase II transcription regulatory region sequence-specific DNA binding
Source: RefSeq, a predicted model, not a curated record